UACACGCCACCGAUUGUGCCGCCGCCAUGUCUCUAGUGAUCCCUGAGAAGUUCCAGCACAUUCUGCGAGUACUCAACACCAACAUCGAUGGGCGGAAAAUAGCCUUUGCCAUCACUGCCAUUAAGGGUGUGGGGAGGAGAUAUGCUCAUGUGGUGUUGAGGAAAGCAGACAUUGACCUCACCAAGAGGGCUGGAGAACUCACGGAGGACGAGGUGGAACGUGUGAUCACCAUCAUGCAGAAUCCACGACAGUACAAGAUCCCAGACUGGUUCUUGAACAGACAGAAGGACGUGAAGGACGGGAAGUACAGCCAGGUUCUGGCCAAUGGUCUAGACAACAAGCUGCGUGAGGACCUGGAGCGUCUGAAGAAGAUUAGAGCCCACAGGGGGCUGCGCCACUUUUGGGGCCUUCGUGUCCGAGGUCAGCACACCAAGACCACUGGCCGCCGGGGCCGUACUGUGGGUGUUUCCAAGAAGAAAUGAGUCCCUGGGCCUUUGCUGUUAAUAAAAGUUUAUAUGCC
This is a messenger RNA of Peromyscus californicus insignis, 520 nucleotides long. Its product is annotated as 40S ribosomal protein S18-like. Gene Ontology annotation, molecular function: structural constituent of ribosome; RNA binding. Lineage: Eukaryota; Metazoa; Chordata; Mammalia; Rodentia; Cricetidae. The record is from RefSeq and is a predicted model, not a curated record. Gene Ontology annotation, biological process: translation. The transcript has a single exon. The coding region runs from base 27 to 482 and encodes 151 amino acids. Gene Ontology annotation, cellular component: small ribosomal subunit; ribosome; cytosol.